UCUGCGCUCGGGCUGUGGGGACCGUGUGCUUUGCAGGCAGCGCUGAGACGCGGGGAAAGCAAGGCUCCGCAAAUCCCUUCAGCUGCUUCCAGCCCGCGCUCCCCGGAACGAGAGGACGGGACGCUCCUUCGUUGGAGGUUUUAUGGUUUUUGUAGCACUUCAGGACUGAGCCCCAGAGAGGGGGGAUGUGUCCCUGCAUUUGUAUGAAAUCCCGGAUGAGUCGCAGCCGGAUCCCAAAAUAACCUGCAAGUGGGAACGGGGCUUUCCGCCUGCCUGCAUUUCUCCUGGUUAUUGUCUGGCUGUCUGAGGGACGUGGGACAGCUCCAGGUCCUUGAGGAAGCUCCCAGUUACCUCUGGACAUGAUGCUGGUCACCGCAAGAGGAUGGAUGCUGCUGCUACUGCUGCUGUUGGGAGCCACAGCCAGUUCAGGUCAAAGGCUUGUUAGACAAGGCCUUGGCAGGAUCCAGAUAGGACAGAAAACCUUCAGACCGAUAGUGAUGCUCAGCCUAGAGGGUACGAGGAGCAGCCCCCGUCGGUUGGACCCGAUCUUCACCAGCGCCAGACGCACUGUUCUGGUGCAAGAUCCCAGAAAGUUCUUGUCUCCAUGGUCAAAAUGGAGUGAGUGCUCAGGAACGUGUGGCCAAACUGGUGUGCAGAAGCGGACCCGAUCCUGCCUGGCGGAUCGCCUCUGGGGCGUGCACUGCAAUGAAGUCAUGGAGGAAGGGCGGCUCUGCAUCGGACACGUCUGCUCAGGCUGCAACAUCACCUGCCCCAUGGGCCGCGUGAACGCCGACUGCGAUGCAUGCAUGUGCGAGGACGUGACCCUGCAUGGAAAGGUCUCCUUGGAGGAUGGUUCACCCGCAGACAACGCCCGGGUCUACCUGCAAGCCAACAAUCUCAAGCUGUUGACGACAGCUGACAAUAAGGGCACGUUUAGGAUUCCUGGGGUCUGUCCCGAUGGCAGCAACACCCUCAAAAUAAAGAAAGCCAAAUACACGACCGCAGCCAUCACUGUACCGGAGACCAACAGGAAGAACCUGGCGCUCCAAGUGCAGCUGAAGAGAUCAGGCAAACCCUAUGUUUUCAAGAGCCCUGAUGACAAGGCGAGGAGAGUGGGGCAGAGCGUGUCACUCUGCUGCAAUGCUGUGGGGACUCCGGCCCCAGAUCGCUAUCUGUGGUACCACAAUGGCUCCCUGCUGGAUCCUUCUAUAUAUAGAUAUAAAAACAACCUCAUUCUGAAGAACCUGAACAGAGGGCAGGCAGGAGAAUAUUUCUGCAAGGCCAUCAGUGAUGGAGGUUCAGCAAAAUCCCAACCUGCCACGCUUUCUGUAAUAGGAAAACAAGAGGCAGCCUGCAGCUCCCAGCCUCAAAGCCACCUCAUUCGUCUUCCGCACGACUGUUUCCAAAAAGCAACUGACUCGUUCUACUACGACGUGGGCAAGUGCCCAGCAAGGACCUGCGUUGGGAAGCUGGAUAAGGGACUCCGCUGUAAGGACAACAUCUCCUACUGCUGUGGGGUGUCUAAGAUGGAAGUGAGAGAGAUCCUGUGCGAUGGGUACACGCUCCCCACCAAAGUCGCCGUAGAAUGCGGUUGCAAAAAAUGCACCGAGACAAAAAUAACAGUUCGGGGCAGAGCUACAGCGGUGGAUAACGGUGAGCCACUGAGGUUUGGCCACAUCUACAUGGGGAACAAGAGAGUGAGUAUGACUGGCUACAAGGGAACCUUCUCCAUCCACGUCCCACCGGAUACUGAAAGACUGGUUCUAACCUUCGUUGAUCGGCUGCAGAAGUUUGUGAACACAACAAAAGUUUUGCCGUUCAAGGAAAAUGGAGGUGCUGUGUUUCAUGACAUUAAGUUACUACGAAAGAAAGCCCCUGUUACACUGGAAUCCACUGAAACCAGUGUAAUUCCCUUGGGAGAAAAGGAAGAUGAGGAUCCUAUUGCUGAAUUAGAAAUCCCUCCUGAUUCAUUUUACAGGAAGAAUGGAGAACCUUACAGAGGAAAAGUGAAAGCCAGCGUGACGUUUCUGGACCCAAGAGAACUCUCAACAGCGCCUGUGACACAAAGCGACCUGAACUUUGUAGAUGACGAAGGAGAUGUGUUCCCGCUCCGCACGUAUGGCAUGUUUUCCCUGGACUUCACUGAUGAACAGGGCACCGAGACUCUUAAUGCAGAAGAUGUGAAGGUCCACUUGGACACUGCUCAGGUGAGGAUGCCAGAGCACAUACAAGAAAUGAAGCUUUGGUCACUGAACCCUGAGACAGGCUUAUGGGAGGAAGAGGGGGACUUCAACCUGGAGAAAAGCAGACGGCGCAGAAGAGAGGAGAGGACUUUUUUGGUUGGGAACAUGGAGAUCAAGGAAAGGCGGCUUUUUAACCUGGACGUCCCAGAGAGCAGACGGUGCUACGUCAAAGUCCGAGCAUACAGAAGUGAGAGAUUUUUGCCAAGCGAGCAGAUCCAAGGGGUGGUGAUUUCUGUUAUAAACACGGAGCCAGAACCAGGGUUCUCCUCCAACCCUAGAGCAUGGGGCCGUUUUGACAGCGUGGUCACUGGUCCCAAUGGUGCUUGUGUGCCAGCUUUCUGUGACGAGCAGAACCCGGAGGCCUAUGCAGCUUACAUUUUGGCGAGCUUGGGGGGUGAAGAACUUGAAGCAGUGCCCUCUGCUCCCAAACUCAAUCCUAAUGCCAUUGGCGUCCCACAGCCAUAUCUCAACAAGCUCAACUACAGGAGAACAGACCACGAGGAUCCUAACACAAAGAAAACCGCAUUCAGAAUCAAUAUGGCCAAGCCAAGUCCAAAUUCUGCAGAUGAGAACAAUGGCCCUAUUUAUGCCUAUGAAAAUCUGAAAGAAUGUGAGGAAGCUCCAUACAGCGCUGCUCACUUCAGGUUUUACAGGAUAGAGGGAGAUCGGUACGACUACAAUACUGUUCCCUUCAGUGAAGAUGACCUCAUGAGCUGGACCGAUGACUAUCUGGCAUGGUGGCCCAAACCCAUGGAAUUUAGGGCUUGCUACAUAAAAGUCAAAAUUAAUGGACCCCAAGAAGUGAACAUAAGGUCUCGCAACAUGGGUGGGACGCAUCCACGCACCAUUGGCAGGCUCUAUGGCAUCAGGGACGUCCGCAGCAUUCGGGAUCCUGAGCAGCAGGACGUGUCAGCAGCCUGCCUGGAGUUCAAGUGCAGUGGCAUGCUCUUCGACCAAGACCGUGUGGAUCGCACGCUUGUGAAAGUCAUCCCACAAGGCAGCUGUCGCCGGGAGAGCGUUAACAGCAUGCUCCACGAGUACCUGGUGAACCACCUCCCCAUGGCUACCAACAACGAUUCCAGUGAAUACACAAUGCUGGCACCCCUUGACCCCCUGGGGCAUAACUAUGGCAUCUACACCGUCACUGACCAGGACCCGAGGAUCGCCAAGGAAAUUGCUUUGGGCAGGUGUUUCGAUGGCACAUCAGAUGGCACCUCCAGAAUCAUGAAGAGUGAUAUCGGUGUUGCGCUGACUUUCACCUGUUCGGAGAGGAGCGCAGCAGAGCAAAGCUUAUUUGAGUCCCAGAGGAACUUAGGCCAGCAGUCCGUGCAGGUACCACCAAGGGAGAGCCCUGCAUACCAAAGGCCGGUGGGAAGCCGCCAGAUCACCCAAAGCAGAAUCCAGAUGAGAGGUCAACGUCCUUCUUCAUACUAGAGCUAUAGAGGAGCCUAGGUAAAGUCACUCACGUUUGAUUAAAAAAAAAGUAUCUACCUGCAAAUAGCCUAAUUCAAAGCAGGCAGAUGUCAGCAUUUUUGAGACAUUAUAUUCCCCUCCCACUCCCUUUUUUUUUUUUUAGUUUUAUUUUUGCAUUGCACCACAAAGGAAAGAUAUAAGGCAGUUCUUGUAAGUGAAUUCCUGCCUUACUAACAGCAUCAAAAAAAUCUGAGAUAAAACAACUUCACCUGAUAGCCUAAAGGGAAGACUAAACACACAGUUCAAUUAAGUCACAUACACAAGACAUCCUCCUAUUCUGCAUUUGCAGACUUUGCCAGCCCAAGUACCUGUACAGUAGUUGGUAACAUGAAAAGGAAUAAACUGAUUUUCCCAUACUGAAUUCAACUGCAAGGUUUUGUACUUGAAAUGUAAGUAUUUUAUUUAUUUCUAGCUUGUUUUAGAAUGAUUGUAUUCAAGCUAAACUACCACCAGCUGCAUUUCUAAGAAGUCACAUGCUUGAGAGCACAGAGAAGCCAUAUGGAUCUGUAGGCUCCGCAUGGAUAAAAUUAGUUUUCUCUUGCUUCUUGCAUGGUUUUUCUCCUCAAGUAAUGCUCUACAGUAGGGUAGAUGAAUUUAAAAAAAAAAAAAAAAAAAAAGCCAUUUUGUGUAAUUUUGGCAAUGCUAUAUUACCUUUGUGUUUGACAUGCCCAAGUAAAUAAACCAUGUGUAGAGCUGACCAAAGAACAACCUACAAAAUUUCACUUUUCAAUGUGAGACUGACACUGGGUAUUGGAAAGGGAUUUGGUGGGCAGCUGCUGCUCCCAAGUCCAAGGCUUUGCCCCAAAACACUGCAGUCAGGGAAUCAGUCUCCAACUUGCAAGCAGCACCACAUCCACGAGAUUAAAAGGGGCAGCAAGUGUUGGGAGGUCAGGGCAAGGGGUGCCUAAAAGGGAGCAGCAGAGUUCCUAGAGUUUGAGAGCACUGGGAAGGAAAAAGGCUGGGGAUCAGCGUUUUAAAGAUGACAGAAAAUUUAGGUAACACAUAAACACAGAUGGCCACAGAAGAGGUCAGAGUGUGACCAAACUCCAAGAGCUCUACUUAACAGUGCCCUACAAAACCCUGUGGCUGUGCCUUUGUGCCACUACUUGUAGAGAGGAAUCUGGGACCUCAUCAGCACAGAGCACAUCCCAGGUUUGCACCCAAACAUAUCUGGCAAACUUUUUUGGAGCAGGUAAGCCAACAGGCCUCCAGCACUCAAAUCUUCACAGACAGGGAUCACAAAAAAAGGGCUCCUUUUUAACGAAAACUGACUUGAAACGCACGCCCCACUGUGCAUUUCCCUCUCUCCUACCACUCGUUCCUCUCCUACAGAUAUUAAUACAAUCCUGAUACAGGUCUGUG
This is a messenger RNA of Lagopus muta (rock ptarmigan), 5078 nucleotides long. RefSeq names its product cartilage intermediate layer protein (gene CILP). The transcript is spliced from 10 exons. Bases 360 to 3677 code for a protein of 1105 amino acids. NCBI's taxonomy places the organism in Eukaryota, Metazoa, Chordata, Aves, Galliformes, Phasianidae. The record is from RefSeq and is a predicted model, not a curated record.